Molecule: messenger RNA, 2965 nt
Organism: Scatophagus argus
Lineage: Eukaryota; Metazoa; Chordata; Actinopteri; Scatophagidae
Gene: rtf2
Product: replication termination factor 2
Exons: 9
Coding region: 111-1013 (300 amino acids)
Biological process (GO): mitotic DNA replication termination; site-specific DNA replication termination at RTS1 barrier
Cellular component (GO): nucleus
Source: RefSeq, a predicted model, not a curated record
CUUUGCCAAUAUCUCGUUGUUUGUUUACAACCUUGGAACUUCCUGCCUGCUAGCCGCGUUGUAUAUUGUAAGCUACUUAGGUAAUUAAACUUAAAAAAUUAGCUUUCAAGAUGGGAUGUGAUGGAGGAACGAUUCCCAAAAGACAUGAGUUGGUGAAAGGCCCCAAAAAAGUCGAAAAGGUUGAUAAAAAUGCAGAGUUGGUUGCCAAAUGGAAAUACUGUGCCCUAAGCCAGGAGAAACUCAGACGCCCUAUUGUCGCCUGUGAAAUGGGAAGGCUCUAUAACAAGGAUGCUAUCAUUGAAUACCUUUUGGAUAAGUCUGCUGAGAGACCUAAUGCUGAGGCUGUAGCUCACAUCCGUGGGAUCAAGGAUGUAAAGGAAUUGAACUUGACUGAUAACCCUGAGUGGGAGGGAGAGCAAAGAAAUACUAAAGGAGACCGAUAUGAGGGUCACUGUGGCAUGUUUAUUUGCCCCGUUGUUGGCCUGGAGAUGAAUGGCAAGCACAGAUUCUGUUACCUGCAGACCUGUGGCUGCGUAUUUUCUGACAGGGCGAUGAAGGAGGUCAAGACAGAAAUCUGCCACAAGUGUGGUGACCCGUUUAAAGAUGAGGAUGUCAUUGUGCUCAAUGGCACUAAAGAGGAGGUGGAGAAGCUGAAGGAGAAGAUGGAAGAGAGACGAACCAAAGCCAAAAUUAAGAAAUCAAAGAAGAGCAAAGCAGCCGAAGCUGUGUCUACACCAUCAGAAUCAAAAGAUGACAGACAGCCUGCACAAGAAUCCGAAAGGAGUUCACUACAAAAUGGUGGUGAAAGCAGCCAGUCAGCUGUGGCCGGACCUUCGGGAUCCUCCAGUUCCUCUAAAGGCACCAAGUCUUCGACCACCACUACCAAGAGGUCCAUCCAGAACAUGGAGGAGAAGUCAGAGGCCUUCAAAUCCCUGUUCACUAGCCACAGCUCUGCCAAGCGCACCAAAGAGCAGACAUCCAACUGGGUCACCCACACCCCGUAUCACUUCUAGUAACUACCGCUCAGAGCAGAGAUCGACAUUUUUAGAUUGCUCUAGAAACUGUGACCCAUUAAAGACUGAUAAACCUAGCUCUACAUGGCCUUCCCCAUACACACACACACACAUACAUAUUACCCACAUGACCCCUAAUAAUGUCACCAAUUUGUGGAUCCCCAACUUAUCCCUUCAGUCCCCAGUAGCUUAGUGUUUACAUGCCGUUUAAUAGCUCCCCAAGCUGUUCACACAGUUUGUUUUGUAACCUAAUUCCUCCCUCAUGUAUUCAACAACAUCUUUGUGAUCUCACUGGUGCUUUGAGAAUUGAUGCUAAGGUGACAUUAUUAUGUCUGUCACUCUGCUGUCUCCUAGUGGACAACAUUUAAAGUAAUCUCUAACGGUGGUUUCGGAUCACAUAUAGGCUUGUUUUCACUCUCUUCAGUUAAGGUAAAAAAAAAACAAACAAAAAAAAAACCCGAAAAAGUGCAAAAGCUUUACAUCUCUAAAGCAGAUCCUGCUGUGUCAUUUCUGUCAUAAGUAUUGAACAUAUGUAGAUCAUUAAUUCCUCCCCCCUCCCUUGUAAGCUCUGUCAGUAUGUGCUCGACACACGUCUUCUUUGUAGAAAAUAUUUCGGCUGUUUUAUCAGAGGACUUUAUUAAGUAAUUUGUGUUUGUUGCAAAAAUGGGAUAACAACAUAAAAACAGUUUAAAGCAACAUUAUGUCAGAACUGAUCAUUUUUGCAGUUUAGUGCCCUUUAAGAUUGCAUUAAGAUUGCAAUUCACUUACGUACCACUGUCUUAAAUGCAUGUGUAUUUGCUAUAAUCUCCUUAUAAUAAAAACUAAGCAAGUCAAGAGCUUUGUUAGCCAAAAUAGAUAGCCAAACAUCAAGCAAGCACAGUAAAACUCCAGCUAGUAUUUCUUCCCAGCCGUAAGAAGACCAGCCCCAAAGCUCUCGUCAGCUAAAAGCCAGUCCAGGAUUUACUGUUCUGUGGCCUCAUGCUCAUUCACUCUGUUUUUUUCUCUUCUUACUUCCUUCAUCAGUGUCCUCUUUGGUCUCUUUGUCUCUGUCAUGAUAGAUGUCUGGGGUAGGUAGAUGUCUGGGGUACUUACGGUAGUGCCGGUUUUUGCCCGUUUUGGCACCUCUGUAACCUGCUCUGGGCCUGAAAACCUCCUCUGCCGGCAGUCCAAAGCUCCUGUGCUAGGAGCGUCAGCUAGCUGCAUGGCUGAAUUAGCUGACUAACCAAUAGCAGCAACAGUUAGCAGUUACUUUAGCAACAAGUAAGGCUAUCUCUCCUUCCGAAAACUCUGAGAGUUGAUGCAGGACAGCCAGGGGACAUCAGGGGGAAAGCCAGAACACAUUUUCUCCAUAAAAUAUGAUCUAGUUUGACCAACUUAGUCGGGGUGUGUGUGUGUGUGUGGGGAGUUACAAAGUUACAUUGUGCAGGAACAGGAUUUCAGGACACAAUGACAGAGCUACCAUUUUCCUUGUUACAAGUCAGUGUAUCAUCAGAAUGAUUAUGAAGCUGUUUAUUAUAGGUAAGGUAGUUACAUAAUGCUUGCAUUGCAUUGCAAACAAGGUGUCUCUAACUGUCUAUUUUUCCCUUUUUGGAACAUCUUUGGGCUGAGAUUAAGUCCAAAUUUUGUGAAAUUAUAUCAUCAUGUUUGCUACGCAUUCUUCUCCAGACAGUCUUUAAAGGAGAUCAAAAUUGAGUUUUUCCUUGUCGCAAUGGGACAGUCAUUUUCUUUUCUUUAUUACUUUUUUGCGUGUAUCAAGCAAAUGUCAAAUAACUUUCUAUUCAAUGCUAUUAAACUGAUAUUUUAAAUCCCCUCCUUGUUUCUGCAUUGUGCAGCACCUUGUGAAAAUACUUCAACUUAUUGUAGUUGCAAGUUUCCCUCACAAAUACGAGUUCAUUGGGUUUUUCUAAGUGAAUUUCCCCUCUGCGGGAUCAAUAAAAUUCAUCUUAUCUUCA